Messenger RNA from Bombyx mandarina (wild silkworm), 1755 nucleotides. RefSeq lists its product as uncharacterized. The record is from RefSeq and is a predicted model, not a curated record. Gene Ontology annotation, biological process: regulation of transcription by RNA polymerase II. Gene Ontology annotation, molecular function: RNA polymerase II cis-regulatory region sequence-specific DNA binding; DNA-binding transcription factor activity, RNA polymerase II-specific. Lineage: Eukaryota; Metazoa; Arthropoda; Insecta; Lepidoptera; Bombycidae.
UCACAUUUAAACAUACUUAAAUCUUAAAAUUUAUUUUGUAUAAUGUGUGACAAAGGUUUUUCGAAUACUGAUUCCGCUAUACAGCGUCUAAAAGAGCACGCCAUGGAAAAACCGUAUGUUUGUGAAAAGACUGAAAAUAAAUAUUCAAAUUUUAGUGGUUUAAAAUCCAGAGUGAAGCGUCACGUCUGUGAAGUCUGUAGCAAGAGAUUUAAUAACUCGAGUCAAUUGAAAAUACAUUUAAAUGUGCAUACUACCACAGAAAGACAUCACAGUUGUGAAAUAUGCGAUAAAAGAUUUUCGAAUCAUCGGUAUUUAAAAACGCAUUUAAUAACGCAUAGAGAUAAAAAACCUCAUGUUUGUAAAAUUUGUGAUAAAGGGUUUUCUCAGAUCGGUACUUUAAACUCGCACCUGAAGUUACAUGCCGGGGAAAGGCCUCAUGUUUGUAAAGUUUGCGAUAAAUCUUUCGCUCAACUAUGCAAUUUAAAAUUACAUUUGAGAAUACACAGCCGCGAGAAACCAUAUAAUUGCGAUUUGUGUGCUAAAAGCUUUGUACACGCUAGUGCUUUAAAACGACAUGUAUCGACGCAUAUACCACAGCAUACCAGACAAAAGCCUUAUGUUUGUAAAGUGUGCCACAAGAAGUUUUUAGAAGAAAGAUAUUUAAAAACACAUUCUAGAAUACAUACCGGUAAAAAACCAUAUGCUUGCGAAAUUUGUGAUGCUAGAUUUUUAUAUGUCGAUUCUAUGAAAGUACAUUUAAGAACCCAUACUAAGGAAAAACCUUAUAUUUGUGAAGUUUGUGAUAAGAGAUACACCAGCAAAAGUAUCCUAAGUAGACAUUUAAGAACACACGCCGAAAGAAAGCCUUAUGUUUGUGAUGUGUGCAGUAAAGGUUUUGUAAUAAAAAGUGUUUUAGAAGAGCAUCUAAGAAUACAUUCCGGUGAAAAACCUUACAUAUGUCAAGUGUGCGACAAGUCUUUUAGGUUCAUUAACAAUUUUAAAUGUCACCAGAGGAAGAGAGCUGAAUGUGGUAUUUCUUUUAUUUGUGCGAUAUGUGAUAAAAGUUUUCCACAAAAAACAUGUCUAGAAGUACAUAUCAAAACACAUACUGAAAAAAAUAUUUAAGAUUGUAAAGUAUGGAUUAGAAGUUAAAACAAAAUUGGUCACUUGAUACAUGAAAAACAUAUGAGAUAAAAUUUGACAUUUACGAAAUGCAUUGUAGAAAUUUUGCAAUGAUGCAUAUGACUCGAUUAAUAUAACAAUAUUUGAAAAAAACCUCACAUUCAAUAAGUGUUUGUCUACGCUAAUUCCUAUUAAGCGCACACACUAUAGAAAUAUGCAUGUAUUAAGACAAUUUGGAAGAGCAUUUUAUAAAAAUUUAACAGCAGAUAAAUAAAUGAAUAUAUAAAGUCGUAUAUAUAUUAUUGUAUAAUAUAAGCCAGAUCAGGGCCAGAGUAGUACUGGCUAUCUUGAUAAAAUUUAAAUGGGUCAACUUGAGAAGCAUCAGCUUUAAAAAAAUUAAAAUCGGUUCACCUAGAAAGAAGUUGUGGGUAUAGGCAAAAAAGAAUCGAGAUUUUCCUCAUUUUUUAAGUAGAUUAAAACAAAAGAACCAUCACAAACUAAUAUCAAUAUUAAAUCGUAGAUAAAUACUUAAGAUGAGUCGUCUAUUAUCAAAGCCGGCAAUGUGACUUUCGGACAAUUAUUGGUAAAUCAGAAAAACGAAUUAUUGACUUUGUAUUCCAUUGGCAGUCACAA